UCAGUCUACGGCCAUGGACAAUGUUCAGCAUUGCGUGCUGACUAGGACCUAUGGUCUUUUCCAGUGGCAGCAGAUCAAAAUUCUCCUGGGCCACUUCAGCUACGUCAAUGGCUGCGACAGGAAACGACCCUGGGUUGCCGUCAUCAGAAGACAAUACCAAGGAUGAGGAGAUGCUUAAGCAGUAUCGAUUCGCUCCCGCUCAUAACGAUCCAUAUUCUCUUCCGCGCAGGUCAAAUGAUCGCGAAGCACAUCGGAGGGAACUCGAGGAGAAGAUAGCUCAGAUACACGCAGUUCUGGGAAGGUUACCUGAGAAGGGGGAGGCUGGCAAGCACUGAGAUGGUUGUGCGACAUGAUCGACGGGGGAAAGUCGGGAUGCUUCUGAAUGACCUUAGACAUGGCUUGAGGCUGGUUCUCGAAGCUACGUAUCUCAAAGUAUAUACUUGAUUCGUUUGCUCCUCUGCUGAGGUUCUGGGAGAUUGAAUGAGUUGGCUGUGGGGUGGGAAA
Aspergillus homomorphus CBS 101889 is the source of this 504-nucleotide messenger RNA. RefSeq lists its product as uncharacterized. Lineage: Eukaryota; Fungi; Ascomycota; Eurotiomycetes; Eurotiales; Aspergillaceae. The transcript has a single exon. The record is from RefSeq and is a predicted model, not a curated record. The coding region runs from base 108 to 335 and encodes 75 amino acids.